Molecule: messenger RNA, 721 nt
Organism: Condylostylus longicornis
Lineage: Eukaryota; Metazoa; Arthropoda; Insecta; Diptera; Dolichopodidae
Exons: 4
Coding region: 32-583 (183 amino acids)
Source: RefSeq, a predicted model, not a curated record
GUAAACGUCAAAACGAGAAGGAUGAAAAAUUAUGAUUUGGGGUUGUAACUUUUUCAUUAUUUUAUACAUAAUUAUUUGUUUUAGUAAAAAUUCAUUAUUAACUAUACAAGAUAAUUCAAUUGAGUCAGCAGAAGAAACUGUUUUAGAAGACUAUCUUCUUUGCCGAGGGUGCGGAUCUGAUACAGCUCCAACGAACCUUAUUGUUACAAAACUAAGUGAUAAAUAUUUGGCGUACUCAAAUGAAACAUUAUUUGGUAAGAGAAAGGUAAUCGUGCAAUUAGUUGGUAAUGCAAGAAAGGAACAAUUUGAAAUAAUUGUUUUAAAAAAAGCUAGCUGUUCAUUAGUAAUAAUAGAUAACAACUGGAAGACUUUGUAUACAUUUUUUGAAGGAUACGCUUGGAAAUAUUGCUUUUGCCCGAGGUGCUCUGCUCACAUAGGUUGGAUGUUUGAACCAAUUGAGACGGCAUUGCCAAGUUUAAAACUACCGUCUGAUAAAGGAUUUUAUGCAAUUGAUCUAAGAAAUAUAGUAGCUGAAAGUGAACUAAAAUCAAUUAUUGCUACACAAUAUAAACAAGAUCUCUGAGGGUAUUGUAGAAUAAAGCAACAACUCAAAAUGGUCGAUCCAAAUCGGAAAAUUAAUCGUCUUACUGAUAAAGAUAUUGAGUUCUUGGACGAAUGUGAAGAAGAAUUUGCUUAUCGUUAUACUGAAAACGAUGAAGAA